Messenger RNA from Trichobilharzia szidati, 201 nucleotides. NCBI's taxonomy places the organism in Eukaryota, Metazoa, Platyhelminthes, Trematoda, Strigeidida, Schistosomatidae. The record is from the annotation of a GenBank genome assembly.
AUGACAGCACUUCUGUUGUGUCACCUAACUGAAUGUAAACCAAGUGGAAGUCAUGGGAACUGUAACAUUCAGAAACAAUAUGAAUUAUGCGUUACUAAGACUAAAGAUGGCAUACUUAAUCGUGAGUCCAGUGUAUUUUACUUUGAAAUCGAAAUGAUGCGUAGUGAUAUUUUGAAAAGAUUUGUGCAUAUAUUUGUGUAG